Trichoplusia ni (cabbage looper) is the source of this 1991-nucleotide messenger RNA. Its product is annotated as GS homeobox 1-like. The transcript has a single exon. Gene Ontology annotation, molecular function: sequence-specific double-stranded DNA binding; DNA-binding transcription factor activity, RNA polymerase II-specific. Bases 982 to 1866 code for a protein of 294 amino acids. NCBI's taxonomy places the organism in Eukaryota, Metazoa, Arthropoda, Insecta, Lepidoptera, Noctuidae. Gene Ontology annotation, cellular component: nucleus. Gene Ontology annotation, biological process: regulation of DNA-templated transcription. The record is from RefSeq and is a predicted model, not a curated record.
AUGCUACCGAAUAUUAGGGUUCUUUUAAUAUUUCAUAAACUAGUUUGGCCAGGGUACAGGAGGCGGGGCUUCGUUUAUCCCACCCCUUCUUGGGUUUCUUUUUGAUAGGGUUUGCGAGGAUCACGCGUGCACCAUAAGGAUUCAAUUAUGGGGUAUUCAUAUUUAAUUAAUAUGGUGUACUGUACUAUCGACGAACGGUUUUGAUCCUUGUAGAGUGGUUUGAUUUGAUCCUCUGUGAUUUAUUUAAACCUAGAUUAGAUAAAAGUCGAUGUAAUGAUAACGUUCAAGAUAAAUAUUCGAGCAUUAUUUGUUAUGAUAGGAUAUGAACUACGUAGACUGGGUUUUGGGUAGGUUAGGUAAUUUAUCUAAAGAGAUGUUAAACAUCUCAUCAGAUAAAGUACCAAAACAAAUAAAUUUAUUCUGAUUCUGAUAAAAUAAUUAAAAAUUUAAAAGGUUUUUUUGGGAUUUACGGGAAAAGCUUCUCAACGCAUAAGAUAAUUAAAAAUUAUUGAUGACAGCUGAUUUAAAAAUAAUUCAGGUUCAAACUUGUCAAUGUUCAACGAUGUGAAAACUUGUUGGAUUCCAGAGAAUAACAGUAAUAUUUCCAUACCUCCAUUAUAAAACCUGAAUUAUUUAUCAGAAAAAAAAUCAAAAUACACACACACCGCACACAUGCAUACAAAACAGUAACCAAAUUGGAUUUAAUGAGACAGAUAUUAGGGAUGUUACGUGCCAUACAAAAUUAUUCAUAGCUACUAAAAUGCUCCAUUCAUUUUUUUUGCUCUCAACUAACACUGGGGUUGACGGCUCACCGACAAAGGGGUGGGCCGGGCCAAAUAAUUGCCAAAACGCUUCGAGAACCAUUGUGUUUAUUUACAAUAGGGUGCACUAAGUGGGGGUAGUUUUGUAAUUGUUACUUUUAGGAGAGUCGCACCCCAUAUUCAGUAGUGAACUGGAGUUCGAAGCGAAAGCUACACCAACAUGUCUCGGUCGUUCUUAGUCGAUACUUUGAUAAGUGAUACGAAGGAUUGCAAGAAAAAUGAACUGUCUAGUGAACCUAUACACCCUUACGCGUUGAUCGGUCACCACUUGGAUCCGCGUCCGAAGUUUCUGCCGUACCCUUACCCAGGGAACUUGAACAACCUUCUGAACAUCGGGCUUCAUCAGCAACGCUCACCGGAUUUGUUCAGACCAUUUUUGGAACAUCUCAAUUUCCGAUACCCUCUUCUUCAUCAACUACCGCGUCAAGAUUAUUACGAAGCGCAAACAGACGCUAAGCCUUUUGAAGGAUAUUUGAAAACUGAAGAGCAAGAGCCUGUUAAUUUUGUUAGCAGAAGGAAGAAGUCUGUGUCGCCUUACUUGCAUCAUCCUUAUAAAACAACAAUUUCGCCGUCGAAGAGUCAAGGUCAGAGGUCACCGUCGCUAUCCAGCGAGAGCCGAAACGGAACACCCAGCCCUCCUCUAGGCCACCCAGAGGAACUCCUACCAGGAUACUCAAACGACCUUAAACGUGUGCCGCUAAAAGAAGAUUCCAGCAAAAGAAUAAGAACAGCCUUCACAGGCACCCAACUACUAGAGUUAGAGAGAGAGUUUACAAUGAACAUGUAUCUGUCAAGGUUGAGGAGAAUAGAAAUCGCUUCGAGGCUGAAGUUAUCGGAGAAGCAGGUCAAGAUCUGGUUCCAGAACCGCCGCGUCAAGUUGAAGAAGGAGGAGUCUCCGAUGUCGGAAUCCCGGUCUAAGAAGUGUUGCUGCUCCAAGAGCUCGUGCUCAUCAAAGAACCAAGAAGCAUGUGAUCAAGAACAAAUAGACGUGGUCAGUGACAACGACACUAGUUAUGAAGCUCAAAAUCUUUCACAAUACCCUUGAGAAAUGACGUCACAAGUCAAGUGAACUUUAAUGAACUGAGUGAGAUUUUUUAAAUAAAAUCCACAUGUGAUUGCAGUGGUAAACGAUAGAUUUUAUAAUUGUUAAUUUAUUGAGUGUUCUUGAAU